AUGGACGUCCGCCUCCUGGCUCGCAGCCUCCGCGCCAGGCCGACGCCAUUCCUCCAACAGCGAGCCCAAUUAUUCCCUCAAACAACCCUUACAUCCCUCCAAUUCAACUCCUCCUCUUCCUCCGAAGCCCCAACGACCACCAAAACCACCCCCUCAGCUACACCCUCCACACAGUCCACCGAAACGGCAACAACAACCCGGGACAAGAAACCCUCGGACUUCGACGACAUCCUGGACAGACUGGACCUUAACCCAAAUAACUCGGCCCAACGCGGCCGUCGCAUCUUCACCGAUAGCCUCUCCCGCGCAGUAGGCCAAGGCGCCAUGGGCCGGGGGCGACGCGGCGGCCCACCACCCCAACGCAAAGUCGACCUGAAGCUCGGCCCAUCGCUUGGCCGACAGGCAUUCGUCGAGCCUGAGCGUGGCCAGGACCUUGCUACUGCGCUGCGCAAGCUCAACACUACCAUUGGCCAGAAUAAGCUGCGUCAGACGGCUAAUGCGCAGCGCUUCCAUACGCGGAAGGGUAUGGUUGCGAAGCAGAAGAAGAUGAUGCGCUGGAAGAAGCUGUUUAAGGUUUCUUUCCAGAGUACUGUGCAGAAAAUCCAGCGCAUGCAGACUCAGGGUUGGUGA
This is a messenger RNA of Penicillium antarcticum, 630 nucleotides long. RefSeq names its product mitochondrial 37S ribosomal protein bS21m. Bases 1 to 630 code for a protein of 209 amino acids. Gene Ontology annotation, molecular function: structural constituent of ribosome. The transcript has a single exon. Lineage: Eukaryota; Fungi; Ascomycota; Eurotiomycetes; Eurotiales; Aspergillaceae. Gene Ontology annotation, biological process: translation; mitochondrial translational initiation. The record is from RefSeq and is a predicted model, not a curated record. Gene Ontology annotation, cellular component: mitochondrial small ribosomal subunit; ribosome.